Molecule: messenger RNA, 1267 nt
Organism: Cottoperca gobio
Lineage: Eukaryota; Metazoa; Chordata; Actinopteri; Perciformes; Bovichtidae
Gene: mrpl3
Product: mitochondrial ribosomal protein L3
Exons: 10
Coding region: 166-1188 (340 amino acids)
Biological process (GO): translation
Cellular component (GO): mitochondrial large ribosomal subunit; ribosome
Molecular function (GO): structural constituent of ribosome
Source: RefSeq, a predicted model, not a curated record
UUUGUGCAGCCGAACUGUUUUCUCACGUACCGGAAGUUGUCAGGGUGACAUUUAGAACAGGUUAAAAACGAAGGCAUGGUUGUGAAUAUGUUGUGAGACCCUUUGCACCUUUAUUUUGUGUGUAGUUUUUAUAUUUAUGUGUAAGUGUAUAUAUUAAAGAGCAAGAUGUUGGCGUGGAGCAGUAGGUGUCUGCUUCAUCGGGGUCCUCGGCUCAUUUCUCUCCGAGCAGCAGCUGAAAGUCCUGCCCAUUUGGUGGGGUGUUUUAGGACAGUAAAUACCACAAUAAGGUUUGAUGAACACCUCACAGAGGACAACCAGGAGUACAUGAGGAAGAGCAUGGCAGAGGAAUACAGGAAACAAACGACUGACAAGCUCAACCCGCUCAAAGAUGAGCCCUGGCCGCGUCAUGAGUGGACAGAGGGUAGUCAAAGAGUUGGGUUAGUAGCCGUGAAGUUGGGGAUGGCUCCUAUCUGGAUGAAAACGGGAGAAAAACAUGCAGUCACCAUGUUACAGGUGCAGGACUGCCACGUAUUAAAGUACAUGUCCAAGGAAGACAUGAACGGUCACAGCGCUGCCCUCUUGGUAGGAGGGAAAAACGUAUCACCUUUCUAUAGGUCUGAUGAGGAAAUGGAGAUGUUCAGGAAUGCAGGGGUGCCUCCGAAACAAAAAGUAACCACCUUUAAAGUCUCAGACAACGGCAUCAUCAAGCCAGGCACUCCUCUGUUUGCAGCACAUUUCCGUCCAGGCCAAUAUGUGGACGUCACAGCCAAAACCAUUGGUAAAGGUUUUCAAGGCGUAAUGAAGCGAUGGGGGUUCAAAGGCCAGCCAGCCACCCACGGCCAAACCAAAACACAUCGCAGACCGGGAUCUUCUGGACCUGUGGAUGCAGCCAAAGUUUUCAAAGGGAAGAAGAUGCCCGGCAUGAUGGGCGACGUCUACAUCACAGCUCAUGGGCUAAAGAUAUGGAGGGUCAAUACCAAGUAUAAUGUGCUGUAUGUUCAAGGCUCUGUCCCCGGCCACAAGAACUGCGUAUUGAAGGUCCGAGAUACUGUGCUGCCAAACAGGAAGUCCAGCCUGCGCAGCCUUCCUUUCCCUACCUAUUUCACAGAAGAGGAAGGCGACCUGGAUGAAGACCUGUACGAGGAUAACGUGUUCAUUCACACAGACCAAUCAUUAUCACUGACCUAACCACACACACACCAUGUUUUCAUCUAAACCCAUACAUUUUGUCUGGAUCCUGCAAUAAAGAGUAAUUCCUUUGAGCGUC